This is a messenger RNA of Spinacia oleracea (spinach), 1612 nucleotides long. RefSeq names its product F-box/FBD/LRR-repeat protein At1g78750. The record is from RefSeq and is a predicted model, not a curated record. NCBI's taxonomy places the organism in Eukaryota, Viridiplantae, Streptophyta, Magnoliopsida, Caryophyllales, Amaranthaceae. The transcript is spliced from 5 exons. Bases 263 to 1561 code for a protein of 432 amino acids. Gene Ontology annotation, molecular function: protein binding.
AAGCUCGCGAAAUGAGGAAGAUCCUAAAUUUGUGUUUUAUUUCAACCCUAUCCAAUACCUCCAAAAACCCCUAAAUCUCGAUUUUAUGUUCUUUCUAAUAAAUUAAAGAUGGCGAAACCCUAAAUUUAUUUAUUCUAAUCCCUGACAGAUUUACUGGAGAAGCGGUGCAAGUAUUAAGGGACGACCCGAGAAGGAAAGCGGCGCGAGUAUUAAGGGACGGAGGGAGUAGUAAUUACAUUACCUUCAUACGGCUUAAGAGUGUAUGAAGGUGACAAUGUCGAGCCCAAACGAUCAAUGGCCUGUUGAUUAUAUCAGUAGUUUACCUAAUGCGAUUAUUAGCUAUAUUCUAUCUUAUCUCCCUACCAAGACUGCUGUUUCGACAAGCAUAUUAUCGAAAAGAUGGCAGUAUGUUUGGCCAGAUGUCCCUGCACUCGAUUUUUCCGAGAUGCCUGAUUAUCUGUCACAUGAAGAUCUGAGUGAUGAACAACUAAUUCAUUACAGAAAUUUUGUGGAUAAUGUUCUGUCGCGAAAUGAUGUACCUGAUGUAAGAUGCUUUACCCUUAAUUCCUAUUCUACACAAGAUUAUGAAAGUGCUAAGUCAUGGGUGAGUGCUGCACAAGGGCGGGAAACUAGUGAGCUUAGCAUCAAGAUUAAUUGCAGUGAUACUUUUUACUGUCCUAGAGAGUUUGUUUCUCGUCAGAGACUCGUGAUUUUAAAACUAGGAGGGUUUACGAUUGGUGAUAUGGGAGACUCGUUUCAUCUGCCAAAUCUUAAAGUCCUCCACUUAGUUUCCCUUCGACUUAACGGUGAUCUAUUUCUAAAGAAGUUGAUAUUAGGCUGUACUGCUCUUAAGGAGCUGCUCAUUGAAGGUUGUUAUGGUUUUGAGGAGACACUCUAUGUAGAGUCUCCGAUCUUAGAAUCAUUAGUAAUAAAAGAAUCCGCUGUUAAAAGUGAUGAUGCAUUACCAUUUAUUACUAUCAAAGCACCAAAUCUUCGGUUCCUUGGUCUCCAAGAUGCAGUGGCAAAUUAUAACAUUGAUGAACUAAAGUUGCUCACUGAGGCAAAUCUUGAUCUCUGGGACAGUGAAAGGUAUGACGCUGUUGAUGAACACGCACUUGAGCUUAUUAGAAAGCUCUCUGGGGUGACAAGUCUACGGUUUGGAAGACCUGAUGUUAUUUAUUGUUUUGAAAAUGAUAUGCCACCCUUUGAAAAUUUGAGCCGUUUGCAGCUUACCGCUGAUCUAGUUACCUAUGAGAUUUUAGAAUGUGCUCCCAAUCUGAAAUCUUUGAUCUUUGAGGAUAUAGAUUUGCUGGGUCAGGAUUUUUAUACUAAAGUUGCGCCUGGUUGUAUGUCGUGCCUUGAAAGUUUCGAAGUUUUCUUGCGUAAAAAACAUCAUAUCAAAGUGGUGGAGCAUAUACUGAAGGUUGCUACAGCCUUGAAGGAGUUGAAAGUGAACUUGUAUCCUAUGAUUAUACAGCACGAGAGAGCUGUUUAUCAACGUUUAUUGGAUUUUCCAAGAUCCUCGCCAAUCUGCCAAGUUAAAGUUGUUCAUCUGUACUGAUAGGAACUGUUGAUCAAAAGGUUAAUUACAAGAAGCUUAUUUGUUCUGUUC